AUGGCGAGUACAUCCAGCGACUCUAUCGGUGGGACGGAGGGAGCGCACACACCCAUUGGGUCACCACAGAGCGCGACGAUCUCAUCUCCUCCGUUCCAGGAACAACCUCCCAAGCUGAGGGGCAGGAAGAAGUUGUUCGCGGGGUUGCACCGAAUCUCUUCUUCUCCAUCGAUUGCAAGGUUGGGCAAUUCUCGAACGCGAGGUUACACCGGGACUGGGAAAGGUUCCAUCUCAUGCAUAUCUUUGAACUCGGCUUCGUCUCUGGGCGCGCAUCCGUUUGGCUCGCAGUUGAGUAGGGAAGAAUCUACCGGGUAUGGCACGCCUUCACCAUCUACUGCGACCACACCCGGGAUCCAGAGCCCAUUUACGGACGAAAAUGCUCGACUGCGUUACCUACACGGCCAAGACGGCAAAGUCUCCGUUGGAUUACCGUCUGAGUUUCGCCCUGCUUCCAAGGCCGGUGCAGCGCCGGGUAUCGCAGAGGUAGAUGAAGACUACUUUUCUCGGCCUGUGCUCAGAUCAAAGCCGGGAAGGCGAGACUUCAAUUUCUGGCGGGACUUGCCGUCCGAGUUGAGAAUGGAGGUCCUGACGUACCUCGACCCGAAAGAGAUUGUUCGCUGUUCGCUGGUAUCGCAAGGGUGGCACCGAAUGUGCUUCGAUGGACAGCUUUGGAGCAUAUUGGACACUUCUGGCUUCUACAGAGACAUCUCUGGAGACUCCUUGGUGAAGCUUAUUACCUCGGCUGGGCCAUUUGUACGAGACUUGAACCUGCGGGGCUGCGUCCAACUUCGAGAGAGAUGGAACACCCGAGAUCUCACGGAUGCAUGCAAAAAUCUUGAGAAUUUCUCGCUGGAAGGCUGCCGCAUUGACAGGGCCUCGAUCCACAACUUUCUCUGGUCUAACAACAGACUUGUACAUGUAAAUCUUUCUGGUCUCGCUGGAGCCACGAAUCACGGAAUGAAGAUUCUUGGCGCAAACUGUCCCAAGCUAGAGUGCUUGAACAUCUCGUGGUGCAACAACAUUGAUACUCGGGGAUUGAAGCAUGUCAUCACUGGAUGUCCGGGUCUGAAGGACCUGCGGGCCGGUGAGAUCCGUGGUUGGGAUGAUCUGGAUAUCAUGCACGAAAUGUUUCUCAAGAAUACGCUGGAGCGAUUGAUUCUCAUGAAUUGCAAUUCCUUGUCGGACGAGUCUCUUUCGGUGCUCCUUGAGGGCAGAGAACACGAGAUCGAUUAUAUCACUGGCCGUCCGGUCGUCCCUCCCCGAAGGUUCAAACAUCUCGACCUGACAAGGUGCCGCGGCAUAACCGAUCAAGGGGUACGAACUCUAGUCAACAACAUUCCUGAGAUUGAAGGCCUUCAAUUGUCGAAAUGCCACGGCAUAUUGGAUGCUACACUCACGGAACUAUUGCCGACCACGCCAAUGCUGACCCACCUUGAUCUGGAGGAGCUCGAGGACCUCACUAACCUUGUCCCUCAAGCACUCGCCAAUGCUCCUUGUGCGAAGCGAAUGAGGCAUCUUAGCAUUUCUUACUGCGAGAGUAUCGGCGAUGCUGGUAUGCUUCCAGUUCUGAAGUCAUGUACCAAUCUCCAAUCUCUUGAGAUGGACAACACUCGGAUUGGAGACCUGGUUCUGGCCGAGGCUGCAGCCAUGGUCCGGCAGCGAGUGCCUCGAACUACCAUUCGAGGCCCUAUUCAGCCCGGGAAGCCACUUUUCAAGCCUUCUAUCGGCCUGAGACUGGUAGCAUACGACUGCCAGAAUGUGACUUGGACCGGCGUACGGGAAAUACUUUCGAGGAAUGCCGACCUUACAAUCACGACACACACCAAGCAACUAGCGAUCUUGAACAAAUCUUCCGACGCUUCUGCAAGCUCUUCCGCCGAGAACUUGUCAGCUGUGCCUCGCGUAUCUGCCAUCCACAGCUCCACAUUCCCUACACAGGUGAUUCAGCUCAAAUGUUUCUACACCUACCAGCCAACCGUCGAGGAGCAUACAAAACGCGUGUUGCGAGGCGACUUCAUGGCCGCCAGACGUCUUGAGAGAAAGUGGGCUGAGUACAUGAUCGCUCAGGAGGAGGCCGGUGCGCAAGGCGUAGGGAGGCGUCGACGACAGAGGAGAGCACGAGAGGCGCAAAUGAUGCAUGCUGAUGAAGAGGACGCCAAUAUGCCCGGACUGGGAGUUGGAGGUGGCAGACGAAGACGCGCUCGUAGUGGUGGGUGUAUGGUGAUGUGA
This is a messenger RNA of Lecanosticta acicola, 2229 nucleotides long. Lineage: Eukaryota; Fungi; Ascomycota; Dothideomycetes; Mycosphaerellales; Mycosphaerellaceae. The record is from the annotation of a GenBank genome assembly.